CCAGACAACAGCGAUCAGAAGAUCAGUCGCCCACUAUAAAAAUUAGACCAGAAGCUUUUGCUCUCAUUGUUUGAAGUGUGCCAGCGAUUAUGGGCAAGGCACCUAUUAAAGUCCUCAUCACUGGCGCUGCAGGCCAGAUCGGAUAUGCCUUGGCACCACGUGUGGCAAGCGGAUCCAUGCUGGGCGCUGACCAGCCCGUGAUCCUGCACCUGCUCGACAUCCCUCCUGCAGCCCAGUCCCUGGAUGGCGUCAAGAUGGAGCUCAUCGACUCGGCCUUCCCUCUCCUGCAUGGCGUGGUUGCCACAACAGACGUGGACGAGGCCACAAAGGACGUGGAUAUCGCAGUAAUGGUGGGCGGAUUUCCCAGGAAGGCAGGCAUGGAGCGGAAGGAUGUGAUGAGCAAGAACGUCAGCAUCUACAAGAGCCAGGCUUCAGCACUUGAGAAGAAUGCCAAACCAGGCGUCAAGGUGCUGGUGGUGGCCAAUCCUGCCAAUACAAAUGCGCUGAUCCUGAAGGAGAAUGCACCCUCCAUCCCUCCCGAGAACAUCACCUGCCUCACCCGUCUCGACCACAACCGCGCACUCGGCCAGGUGGCGGAGCGCACCGGGACACCUGUCAGCGAGGUGAAGAACGUGAUCAUCUGGGGCAACCACUCGUCCUCGCAGUACCCGGACGUCGCCCACGGCACUGUUGCCGGCAAGCCCAUCAAGGAGGCAGUCGCCGACGACGCCUGGCUGGCCGGAGACUUCAUCUCCACCGUGCAGCAGCGCGGCGCAGCCAUCAUCAAGAUGCGCGGCAUGAGCAGCGCGCUGUCAGCAGCCAGCAGUGCGUGCGACCACAUCAGGGACUGGAUCAAGGGAACACCCUCUGGCACAUGGGUCUCGAUGGGAGUCUUCUCCGACGGCUCCUAUGGCGCCCCUAAGGACGUGGUGUUCUCCUUCCCUGUGGAGUGCAAGGACGGCGGCUGGAGCAUUGUGCAGGGGCUGAAGAUCGAUGACUUUGCUGCUGGAAAGCUGAAGGCCACAGGGGAUGAGCUUGUGGAGGAGAAGGCUCUGGCCCUGGAGUGCCUGGCAGAGUCAAGUCAGUAGAUUUCAAAUGUCAGGGAUGCCAUUUAGUCAUGCAUUGCUUCUGUUCAGCACACUGUGCAGUGUUGGGGCUCUCUAGUUAGAGGUGUAUGCUUUGUGAGCACUGCAUAUUGUUGCGAUGCACAAAAAUAGUGCUUAUGAAAGAAAGCACUGAAGUUUCUGCCUUUAGGACAGGAUCAGGAAGGUUGUCCUCAGAUUUGCCUCUUGCCAGUUGGGCAGCUGUCCUGUGGCAGUGAUCGCUUACUGCCUAUGCAUUUGAAGAGGGAAAGCUUAUCUGAAAGGUUAUAAAGAAAAGGUAGCAUACAAAUCUGCUAUGUAGGGUGUAAGCAACAGUGAUCUUUGGGAUAAUACCACCCUAAGCAGACUGUAUCAGCACAAUGCCCAACGCAUCAUACACUCAACCUACACAUGCCAAACAGAAGUCAUACAAGGAGCUCAGGCCACUCGAAAACAUGACACCGUAUGGUCAGUCACAUAAAUCAAUCUAUGAUGUGGCGACAAAAUACACAGCAAGGCACGCAUGAUAGUAGACACAGAUUCAGAUUCAAGGAGACAAAACCAAAUUUGUUCACACCAACCGCGAUUCCCAGGAGACCUUCACUAUUAUACGGUGAAGAAAGGCAACUUGGCAGGCACAAUCGUACUUCCGUCCAUUUUUGCUUGCAAGGACAUCACAUGCAUCCCACCAUGGCUGGACUUAAAAAAGGAAAUUGCCCGCCGGUAUGACUCUCAACUACGCAAAGAGGUUCCAUUGUUUAUCAAACCCCUGUCGUUCACGGUCUUCACCUUUGGAGACCUGAUCUAUCUUAGACCUGAUAAUUCUUAAUAUUAGUCCUUACAAAGACCUACUCGGCCUCCAGCGGGACUGUGAGGGGCGUUCC
Coccomyxa subellipsoidea C-169 is the source of this 1966-nucleotide messenger RNA. Its product is annotated as NAD-dependent malate dehydrogenase. The transcript is spliced from 7 exons. The coding region runs from base 90 to 1088 and encodes 332 amino acids. Gene Ontology annotation, biological process: oxaloacetate metabolic process; tricarboxylic acid cycle; malate metabolic process. The record is from RefSeq and is a predicted model, not a curated record. Lineage: Eukaryota; Viridiplantae; Chlorophyta; Trebouxiophyceae; Coccomyxaceae. Gene Ontology annotation, molecular function: L-malate dehydrogenase (NAD+) activity.